Molecule: messenger RNA, 1716 nt
Organism: Centropristis striata (black sea bass)
Lineage: Eukaryota; Metazoa; Chordata; Actinopteri; Perciformes; Serranidae
Gene: eif3eb
Product: eukaryotic translation initiation factor 3, subunit E, b
Exons: 13
Coding region: 31-1410 (459 amino acids)
Biological process (GO): translational initiation
Cellular component (GO): nucleus; eukaryotic translation initiation factor 3 complex; cytoplasm
Molecular function (GO): translation initiation factor activity
Source: RefSeq, a predicted model, not a curated record
UGGUCGGCGGGGAAAUGACAUAACGUAGCAAUGACAGCUUCCGGCUGCGGUUCGUUUAAGCCAGGCAAGAUGGCGGACUACGACUUGACAACCAAGAUAGCCCAUUUUCUGGACCGGCAUUUGGUUUUUCCUCUAUUGGAAUUCCUGUCAGUGAAAGAGAUCUACAAUGAAAAGGAACUUCUACAAGGAAAGCUGGACCUCCUCAGUGAGACCAACAUGGUGGAUUUCGCCAUGGAUGUUUACAAAAACUUGUACCCGGACAAGGAAAUCCCACACUCUCUGAGGGAGAAGAGGAGUACUGUGGUGGCCCAAUUGAAGCAGCUCCAGUCAGAGACGGAGCCAAUUGUCAAAAUGUUUGAAGACCCAGAGACAACUCGACAGAUGCAGUCGACAAGAGAUGGGAGGAUGCUCUUCGACUAUCUUUCAGAAAAACACAAUUUUCGACAGGAAUACCUGGACACACUGUACAGGUACGCCAAAUUCCAGUACGAGUGCGGUAACUACUCUGGGGCUGCUGAGUACCUCUACUUCUUCCGUGUCCUGGUUCCCUCAACAGACAGGAACGCGUUGAGCUCUCUGUGGGGGAAACUGGCCUCUGAGAUCCUGAUGCAGAACUGGGAAGCAGCCAUGGAGGACCUCACUCGACUAAGGGAGACUAUUGACAACAAUUCUGUGAGCUCUCCUCUCCAGUCCCUCCAGCAGAGGACCUGGCUCAUCCACUGGUCCCUGUUUGUGUUCUUCAACCAUCCUAAAGGCCGGGACAACAUCAUCGAGCUCUUCCUCUAUCAGCCGCAAUACCUCAAUGCCAUCCAGACAAUGUGCCCACACAUCCUGAGAUACCUUACAACUGCGGUCAUCACCAACAAAGACGUACGGAAGCGCAGACAAGUGCUCAAGGACUUGGUGAAAGUCAUUCAACAGGAGUCGUACACAUAUAAAGAUCCAAUCACAGAGUUUGUGGAGUGUCUCUACGUGAACUUUGACUUCGACAGCGCCCAGAAGAAGCUGAGGGAGUGCGAGUCGGUCCUUGUAAAUGACUUCUUUCUGGUCGCUUGCCUUGAGGAUUUCAUUGAGAAUGCCCGUCUCUUCAUCUUUGAGACCUUUUGUCGGAUUCAUCAGUGCAUCAGCAUCAGCAUGCUGGCAGACAAGCUCAACAUGACGCCGGAGGAGGCGGAGAGGUGGAUCGUCAACCUCAUCCGUAACGCCAGACUCGACGCCAAGAUCGACUCCAAACUGGGUCAUGUAGUGAUGGGCAACAACGCAGUGUCGCCGUACCAGCAGGUGAUCGAGAAGACCAAGAGCCUGUCCUUCCGUAGUCAGAUGUUGGCAAUGAACAUCGAGAAGAAAGUGGCCCACAGCAACAGGAAUGAGACACCAAACUGGGCUGCUCAAGACUCCGGCUUCUAUUAAAAUGGAAAUUGGCUUCAAGUGGAUUCAGAUCGCUCUCUGGAUAUUAUGUGGGCUUUUUAUUUAAUUUAUUAAUAUAUUAUUUUAGCAACUAUUAACUGUCAGCUUAACUUAUACAGUAAAAAAAAAUGUCCAAGAGCAGACAGCAAGGCUCGAUGAAGACAUUGGCGCUCACGGUAUUAUUUAUUAAGUGGACUCUCAUUCUUUUAGAAUCUGCUAUCAAGUAUUUAUUUCUCAAUUAUUCUCAAACUCUGAAAGCAACGAUGCAACAAAACUGUCAUGAAUAAAAUGAAACAUUUUGCCACUUCA